AUGGGUACUUGUUUGAAGAUCGUGAAGCUUGUGGGAAUCGGCUCACUAGGACUUGCCACAACCAGCUUUGGUUUUGCGGCCUAUAAGACCGUGCCAGAUAUCAUCAACAGCCUGAACCUCAGCAUCGCAUCGUCGCAGCAACUCGCAGACAAGUUCAAGUCUCUUGUGUUGCGAAUCCGCGUGUCGUUUGGUACGUUCGGCACGCUUGCCUCAACUCUGUUUGCUAUGGCGUUUACCAGAUCCCCGGUUAGCGGUAAACACCCAUACCUAAUCUACGCUGCUCUGGGUGCCCCACUGUGCGCUGCGUACUACGGAUACAGUGUUUUGCCACUGGAACUAGAAAUUUCUAAAGCCCCGCAAAAACGGGAAGUCACCAAGAGUGCACCAAAGGAGCCCAAAAUCAACGACCUGACCUCGCCGUUAGACAACAGCGUGUACAACGAUUUGGGAACCGAUACCGAGUCGGUGAAAGAAGAGGUUGAGGAAGAUGAGCAAUUUAAGGAGUUGGAACUGAAAUCAGCCACUGUGGCUAAUUUACAGUCUCUGAAAAUUGGCUACACAUACUCCUCGCUCGUGUCAGGAGUCGCUUUCCUUCUCGCCACAAUCGGAUACCUUGGCGAUCCUCUAUAA
Messenger RNA from Ogataea philodendri, 630 nucleotides. RefSeq lists its product as uncharacterized. The record is from RefSeq and is a predicted model, not a curated record. Gene Ontology annotation, cellular component: mitochondrion. The coding region runs from base 1 to 630 and encodes 209 amino acids. The transcript has a single exon. Lineage: Eukaryota; Fungi; Ascomycota; Pichiomycetes; Pichiales; Pichiaceae. Gene Ontology annotation, biological process: autophagy of mitochondrion.